AUGAAUUUAUCGUUCAUUCUCUUUCAAAACCAUUCCUGCUUGAUUUUAGAGAAAUUGAAAAGAAUAUGCUCUUGUGAUCAUUCGAUUCUAUUGAAUACAUUGUUUCAAAGUAGUAGUAGUAAUAGUAUUGUUGUAACGACUACCACUACUAGCAAUACUCAUUCAUCACCAUCACCAUCACCACUCACCUAUUAUAUUUGUUUCAAACAUCCAUUGGGAGUACAGGUGACUUUAUUCAAGUUACCAUCCUUUCAACACAGAAUGAUGAACAGUCAUAGUAAUAAUAAUAGUAAUAGUAAUAAUAAUAAUGAUAUUCAUCAUAAUCCUAAUAUAAUUAAUCCAACAUGUCAUCAUGAUCAAUGGUUCAUUUCAUGUCCAACCGUAGAGAGACAACAAUGGGAAUAUUAUCCUUUGUAUUUCAACAACAAUGGUUCGACCAACACCAACACACCUUCUUCUUCUUCUUUGAAUCCAUAUGCACCAACUACUACGACUAUGACUGUAGAAUCUUCAACACCCAAACUACCAUCAACACCACAUUCAUGA
Molecule: messenger RNA, 546 nt
Organism: Naegleria fowleri
Lineage: Eukaryota; Heterolobosea; Eutetramitea; Acrasida; Naegleriidae
Exons: 1
Coding region: 1-546 (181 amino acids)
Source: RefSeq, a predicted model, not a curated record